Messenger RNA from Tuber aestivum (summer truffle), 5838 nucleotides. NCBI's taxonomy places the organism in Eukaryota, Fungi, Ascomycota, Pezizomycetes, Pezizales, Tuberaceae. The record is from the annotation of a GenBank genome assembly.
GGUCCACCCGAGUACUCGUACUGUACGCCUCAUAGCAAUUAUUAACAUCUCUUGCUCUCUUUCUUUUUUUUCCCGAAUUUGAAUUUGAAUUCGAAUCCUUCUUUUCCUAGUAGCAUAUCAGCACUUGUACGAGUACUCGAGUACUGGUAUGGAACAUGGCGGUAGGAGAGUUAUUUUGUGGCUUGAUGGUUGAUCCAUGAUAAACAGCGGGUGGAUUGGGAUUUCGGGUGUUAAAAAGCUUCUCGACCCCCCCCACCGCCCGGUCGAUACUGGGGUGGAGGCUUCUUCGCUGCUGCUGCAUGGCACUUCACGGUCGAGGUCACAGUCUUGCUCGAGUACAUUAUGUGCCGGUACGGUAAUAUGCUCUCGUCCUACCUUCGUGUCCCGGCACUGUUUGGCUUGAUGGGCAGAUUGUAAGAAAUACCGGUAUACAGAGCGAGUACGGUAUGAGUGUCACUGCGAGCUGUGAACCGUCCCACUCUCGCUCUGUUUCUCUCUGAGCUCUCGUGUCCACAUACCGGCCAUCUGUUUUUCCCAGAAUGCGUCUGCCGUGAGUGCGGUUUGUGUGUGGAAUAUUACAUCUGUUGUAUAGUACCGUACGAUACGGGAUGGGAUAGGAUUGGAGCGAGGUCUCUCUCUCCCUCUCUCCUAUGCUACUAUCACGCACAUUUGGGCAACUGUGCGAGCAGAGAGCAUAGCGCUGUGCGCUACGGCACUAUCGCCUCCUGCUGCUGCUGCGCUUGAUCUUCUGCUUGAUGCUGCUCACACAACCGGGAAUGGAGAGCACGGUACGGCAGGCGCAGCGCAUUGCCGUUCCCUAGCACAGUCUACCGUAGAUUUUAUAGAAAGGAGGGAUGGAGUACUGUAGACAAGGCAAAAUGGACGAUAAUAAUAUGGUAGGGAUAUUCACUGUACUCGUACAUGGUAUAUCCAUCUGACCAGACAAUCAUCAUCACCAUCACCAUCAUCCUCUCUUCCCUCUCUCCCUCUCCCAUUCUCUUCAACCUCAUCUCCCCCUCUCCCCCUCUCCCUCCUCUCCCUCCCUCCCUCUCUCCCUCUCUUCACUACGACCCCCCCGGGGAAUAGCUCACUCUCUCUACACCUCCCUCCCCGACUAGCAUUUGACCAAACCUCUCCUUCCUUCCUUCCUUUUCUUUCACCUCACACAUAUACCGGUACUCAUUCUUCUUGUUUGGUCCCUGUUUGUCCGCCGGCAUCAUUGUAAAGCUGUCCAUUAUUGAUUUCCGCAGCCUUCCUAAUCCCUCUCCCCCCCAUAUUCCCCCCUUCUGUGCCUCUCCCCUCGCUCUCUGCCUGCCAUCCCCCUCUGUCCCUCACUCUCACUCUCAAUCUUUGUGUGUGCGUGUGCGUGUGUGUGUUUCGUCUCACCUUGCCCUUCCUUCCUUCCUUCCUUUGGUCGCCCUUCCCUAUCAGGCUCUCUCUCUCUCCCCCUACCCCACGACCCAUAAUCACGGGCGACGCAACGACAGAGUGCCCUCACUCACUUGAAAAUCAAUAAACAAGUAAUAGACCAACCGUCUGCUAUCUUUUACUCUUGCUCGGUCACCCACCCACACACUCACUCAGUCCCCCUGCCCACACACUUGCUCUUGCCUCUCACUCAAUUGAUUCUCGCCUCUUGCAUACAGAAUCCUACUUGCCGUUUCAUACUUGAUCCCUUCCUUCCCCAAGGGUUACCCUAAAUCCCAUCCCCUUUAACAUCAACCAGCCAUCCGACCCUGUAAAAUUCUCAUCAUCCCGCUCUAUCAUUCAUUACCGCCACCCCGUCACCCUCUCCCCCCACCCUCAUCCAUUCACUUCUAGAUCCACCUCACAUCCGCACCCACAUUAUCGCAUUUCUUCCACCGCACUUUUCUGCAUUGUUUAAACUGUCCAAGGUGGCCGGAAAGAAGAAGAAGAAAAGAAAGAAACACUGAAAAUUUGAUCGUGGGGAAUUCGUCAUCUUAUCCAUUUCAGGGACUUGUAGGCACUGGGGCUCUUGGGGGAAAAAAAAGCAAGAUGUCUUUCGGUCAUGGCUCAAUAUUGAGCGGUGGCAGUUCGGAGUCGGGAGAAGGUUUAGCGAUGAAUUGGUACGAUUCCCCCUCGAUCUGAAGAUUAGCCUCAUCCAAUACUUUAUUCGUUCUCGCCACGAGCAACGGGCUGAUCUUCGAUUUGAUAGGGUUCUGGAUCAUGUACUCGCCUACCCUGCCACAUACGACUUUGCUCUACCACUCAGAACCAUUUACAUACUCAACUCGACCACACCCCAUACAUCUCCGGCCGAUUUUAAGCUGCUACUUCUGGAACACAUAUCAAAUCUUCCGUCCCAACCCUGCACCCUUCCACCAUCAUUCCUCUCCACAUUUGUCAGGAAAUGUUUCCCUCGAGACCUGGUAAAUGUCCAGUUUGAUCAGGCAUUUACAGCGUUGGAUUAUAUCCGGGACCUGGAGAUCCGUAGGUCAAAAGAAUUGGAAAAGGCUGCUAGAGCUAGGGGUGAGGGUGACCGGAGGAUAGUAAAUCUCAGGAUCAAGUCCAUUAGAACUGAACAAUUUUACGCUAGGGCUAUCGCCGGGAUCAGACGUUGGGUGAGUUGUUGGCUCCGUGAUUUUCCGCUUUCGUGGAUAAUAUCCUUUCUGAGGCGCUUAAGCUGAUUGCAUUGCAUAAACAGACCUUGCUCCACGAACUUUCCAUCACACCGUUCAACAAAUUUAACUGCAUUGCAAUCCUCAACACACUCUAUCCCAUCGAAGAAGCUGACAUCAACUCGUAUUUACCCGCACCCACACUCGCUAGUCAGCGUCAUGCACUUUGGCGCUACAUUACCGGAGUAGAGAAAAAUGGGCCUGGAAUAUUGGAAUCUGUUCGAACCGGCAAUGGCGGUUGGGUGGGAGUUAGUGAAGCUGUGAACGCAUAUCUCAGAUUGUCUCUGGAUAUGAUCCAGAAGGCGGACGAACUGGCAAGACCAUCCAGCAUCGGCAGUUUCCAGUCAGAUGACAGCAUGGACGUGGGCGCAACCUCGAUCUCUCGGACAGCACCCGAGAGGAAGCGAAAGAAGGCCGGGUUUUUGAGAAGAGACACGGUUGGCAGCGAGACCUCGGAAGAGGAGGACGGGAAGGCGAGCACCUUGGAACGCAUUGUGAGGGGUCUAGCUCGACUGGGGUCGUCCCCGCGCCCGGGCUCGCCUAAAAAGCUAUACGAGAGUGAUGCCGGUAGUGAGGAGGACUUUCCCAUGAGAUAUGGUUGAUUGACCGCAUGCGGACGAACCGAGAAAAAAAAAGAAGAAAAAAAGGAAGUGGGUUGGGUGUUUGGUUGGAACGAAAUGCUUUACCGGGUUUGGUUAUCUGGGAUGGAGUUGUUUAGUUCAUGAACCGGAAUGACAACGAAACAAACAAAAAAAUGAACGGAGCAUGCAUAACGGCGGCAUAUCAGGGUGUCUUUUUUUUUUUCCUUCUAAUGUAUCUAUCAUAUCUAUCCAUCUAUCGGACAGGCGCAGAUACCAUCAUGAGAUAUGACCUCGCUUUUCGUCCUAUUCCUCAUUUCCCUCAUUUUUUUUCUCAUUUUUUCUUUUUAACCGCCACAGUGGACGGAAAAUUUCACAGGAUAAGAAGGAAUGAAGGAGGAGUAGCUCUAGAAAUGCGCUUAUCGGUACGACAUGAGCUGCGAACGAAGCGGGCACUUGCUCCCGUUUUACUUAUUUGCUUUUAUUGAUUCAUUUUCCGUGCGGGUUCUUUUUUAUAUAUAUCCCUCCUGUUUUAUUAUUUUCAUCAUUCAUGUCGAAUGACUACUCACGAUACCGCUUCACCCUCUUCACGUAAGUGUGGAUCCUUUUUGUCCCUUUUCUCCCCCUUCAACUCCUGAAUGCGAGGGGUUGUCAUUGUCUGCGUCAUACUAUAUCACUCUCCCCCACGGAAGCCUUCAAGGAAAGAGAUCCGACGCAUAGGACCGGGGAAUGGCGUAUUCUUUUUUUUUUUCUUCUCUUUUUUUUCCCCUUUAUCUUAUUUUUAUUUCAUCAUUUAAUUUCAUUACAUGGGGUCCUUUCUGCUUUUUCCUCUUUGCUUGCUUGUUGGUUUAUUUCAGCCCCUGCGGAGUUGACAAUUGUGCAUACGUUUUACCAUUUCACCUUUCUACCCCUCCUUGUACUGUACUCGUACUCGGGCAUAGGAUUGAUAGGGUUCGCCAUCAUCAUCAUUACCAUAUCGUCGUCAUGCUUGCGAAAGCGAAAGUGAAAAAGUGGGGGCCAGAGAGAUGUCCAUUGCGUUGUAUCAUGCCCGUCCAUCUAUCCAUCCAUCAAUGCGUCGAUACAAAACUGACACAAGGACAAAACAUCUACCGUAUAUACAUUCCAAGCGCCAAAACCUAACAAGGGCGAUCGAUAGAAAUAGCAAUAGCUAAAGCAAUGGAGGAAACCCCCGUAAAGAUUAUAAACCAUAACCAAGCCACAAAAAACAAGAGUUUUUUUAUUUUUACAAUAGUAAUGAUAUAACCUUAUGUUUAUUCCGCUGCGCGAUGCGCUGUAUCCAAGAUAUCCAGCCAAGAAAUCAACCAAAGAAAAGCGGAAGAAGGGAAAAGAGUGAGAAAAGGAGGGGGGGGGGGGGGGUUAUCGUUUCCUCGUAAGCACCAUUUCCAAAACUUCCUCCAGUCCAUCCUUAGCCUCGGACGGCGGGAAUGAAGAUAUGGCCUGCCGUGCAGUGACACAGAACGACUCCGCUAGCGCGAGUGUGCGGUCUAUGCCAUCCGAUUUGUGGACUAGUGCUCUUGCCUGUGUUCCCCGUUAGCCACCGCAAACACGGGUAAGGGAGAGGAAGAAUGGGUACCUUCUCAACAUCACCGUCGAGACAAAAUCUCCUCUCGAUCAUUUCCCCGAGUUCUCCAAACUCCUCGCACGCGUAGAGCACGGGCGCGGUGGCCAAGCCCAGUUCCAGGUCGGCGCCGGCCGGCUUUCCAAUCUGCUCGUUGGAGGAGGUGUAAUCGAGCACAUCGUCCACGAGCUGGAAAGCGAGCCCUAGAUGGCGGCCAUAGACGUAGGCUUUCGCCGCGACCUCUUCGGUAGCACCGCCGAGUACGGUGGUGGCCCGGCAGGACUUGGAUAUCAGGCUGGCGCUCUUGAGGUAUGUCUUCUCGAGGUAAUACUCCAGCGAAUCGCGUAGGUAGGCCUCGCGCGAAGGCUUGUUGGUAAAGUCGACGGCCGCGGCGCUGGUCGCUGUGUUCUGCAGCUGGAAGAGCUCGCCCUUGACUAGUUCUGCAAUCACCUCUGCUAGUAGUUCUAUCACCUCUGGGUUCCGUAGCCGCGCUAAGUACACGCUUGCCCGGCCAAGCAUGUAGUCGCCAGCUAGGAUGGAGAGCUUGUUUCCCGAGAGGGCGAUGGCGCUGGGCUUUCCACGCCGGGUCUCGGCCUGGUCGAGGACGUCGUCGUGCAGGAGUGUUGCUGUGUGGAUUAAUUCCACGAUUUCCGCGAGACGGCGCUGGGUUCCCAAGACCUGCACACCUCCCCCCGUCGCUGUCGCUGAGACUCCGGCGGGGCCGAGAAUGUCGACGGGCAUGAGCCGGCUGCUAAGCAGCGCUAGGUCCGGAUUUGUGUCCCGCAGGAUCUCGGACGGGGCCACGGUGCUGUUGAAGGUCUUCUCUAAUUCUGCGCUUGCGUGUUGCCAGUUCUGCCGCUUCGGGGCGAUUGCGGUGGCCCGCGACAUCAGGAAUAUCACCAUGGGACGGAAGAGCUUGCCGUUCGCUUGGAGGUAGUAUUUUGAUGUCUUGUCCAGUCCCGGCAAGUUUGUGGAGCAUAGAAGGGAGAUCUGCGAUUUCAGGUGGGUGAGCUCUGGAGCGACAACCUCUUCGGGGUUGAUC